Anguilla rostrata (American eel) is the source of this 1942-nucleotide messenger RNA. RefSeq names its product placental growth factor b (gene pgfb). Gene Ontology annotation, biological process: sprouting angiogenesis; induction of positive chemotaxis; positive regulation of angiogenesis. The record is from RefSeq and is a predicted model, not a curated record. Lineage: Eukaryota; Metazoa; Chordata; Actinopteri; Anguilliformes; Anguillidae. Gene Ontology annotation, cellular component: membrane. The coding region runs from base 707 to 1201 and encodes 164 amino acids. The transcript is spliced from 7 exons. Gene Ontology annotation, molecular function: growth factor activity; chemoattractant activity; vascular endothelial growth factor receptor binding.
CAAGUUGAGAGGUAGUGAGAAGCAAUUAGUGGCAUGUGUGUAACUUCGCCGAAGAAAAGCACAGCGUAAACCUGAGCAAACUACCAGAGAAUAACCUUAGGAUAAUUCAAUUUAAGUGGAUUUUGGAGCCUUUCGAGUCCCACUAUUCACGUUUUUAAUAUGGAAACAUUACUGCAUAUUUUGGAGAACCAAACCUGUUCACUAUAUUAAGCUAAUUAUUUUGUUCACAAAGGGAUUUUUUUGUUUCAUCAUUCCAAAAAAAUGUUUUUUUUAAAUAGAGAAUAAUUAAAGUUUGGAUUUAGACCGACAAAAUAUUUGUUGACACGUGAUAUUCAAACUUUGUAUAACAGGAACGCAUAAGUACAUGUCAGCUAUACAACAAAAUUGUAUGAACGAUUUGCAAGCCACAUGAAUUUUAUUAUUUUUUCCUUCAGGUUUUGAUUAGGUUUACUAUCACAGCUCGCUACUGAAAGCUACAUGACGAUGCAGUCAUUCCCUCGUCGUGGUCGCAUUGAGGACUCGCGUUGAGGACGCGUCAAGUAGAAACUGAAAUAGCUGCUGUAGCAGUUUUUUAUUUUUCAUUUUUUGGCAGGAUUCCUUUUAAUUGGAAUUUUAAAAAACACUAGUAAAUAUUGCAUUUCCGCUUUUGGUGGAUUUAGUGCUUUAGCUACUUGCAGCCCUUGGACAACUGGAUGAGAAACACGAAAUGAAACUUUCUGCCAACAUCAUCCCGAUUGUAGCUGCUCUCCUGCUUCAGUUUCCACCUGCUCAGAGUCUUCCUUUAUCCAGUGCAAACAGGACCUCUGGAGUGAUGCUGUUCCAGGAGGUGUGGGGGCGGAGCUUCUGCCGCACCAUCGAGAAGCUGGUGGAGGUGGUUCAUGAGUACCCUGGGGAGGUGGAGCACAUCUUCAGCCCCGCCUGUGUGCCCCUGGUCCGCUGCGCUGGCUGCUGUGGCGAUGAGAAGCUGGAGUGCCACCCCACUCACACCUCAAAUGUGACUAUGCAGUUGCUGAAAAUCAAACCAGCAGGAGAGGAUCAGGAAUAUGUUGAAAUGACUUUUGUGGAGCACCAGACAUGUGAAUGUAGACCCAGAAAAGAUGCACAGAAGAAUGGAAGGCGGAGGCCAAGAGGAAGAGGUAGGAAGAGGAAGGAAAGACAGAGAAUGAAAGACUGUGACAAGUGUCAGCCUCCUCGCAGGUAACUGUAGCCACGCCUCUGUCGCUACCUGGUUCCCUAUUUAUUCUCCGUUCAGCGCUAACAGCAUCGACAGUCUUCUAAGCACUUUUCGGAUAUUGUCCACGCGCUGCGCCGGGGACACAAGCGCAAGGGUUACUGCGGUGAUGCGCCCCGCUCCCGCAGGGGGACCGUGGCAACCGUAGAACCCCCGGAAAGUCACAGUCAGCAGGGCGGACGAGCCUCAAGUCACCUGACUUGACAAGGAGGAGCAGCGCAAUGAAAGCCCACGCUCAAGGGUGGAGACUGAUAAAGCAACCUGGAGGACUGUGAUUUUUUUAUUUUUAUUGCUGUUGUCAUUUGUUUUUAUAUACAUUUUUUCAUUGUUAUUAUUGUUAUAUUCUAUUAUUGUUGUUGAUUCGGUCUGUCUGACCCCAGUAUUUAUUAUUAUGAAUAGAGGAAGUAGAAUGAUAUUUUAAUGGUGAUCAGUGUAGAGCCUUUCCAUGGACUGUCUUGACAUUACACGAUGGGGAACAAUAAUGUGUAGCAAUUAAGGACCUUGAAGACUGCAAGAUGUUGACACCACUUCUUACCUUUCUGUGGAGAGGAUGAGCAAUGUCAUGAGGCUUCUUUUUAGCAGCAAUGGCUGACUGCUCUUUUCUUCCAGUAGCAGGAGACCUAUAAAUUCCCGUUUAUAUUUGAAAAAUGGUGAGAAAUAACAUAAGUAAAGUAACAACAAAAUGUAUGAGAAUAAACACAAUACAAAGUU